Messenger RNA from Salvia splendens (bonfire salvia), 1161 nucleotides. RefSeq names its product proline-, glutamic acid- and leucine-rich protein 1-like. NCBI's taxonomy places the organism in Eukaryota, Viridiplantae, Streptophyta, Magnoliopsida, Lamiales, Lamiaceae. The transcript has a single exon. The coding region runs from base 1 to 1161 and encodes 386 amino acids. The record is from RefSeq and is a predicted model, not a curated record.
AUGGGUAAGAAAGCGUUCACCAGGAAGAUCAAACCCCGCCGCCAAGAAAUCCCGGAGGCACAACCACCGCAGCCAAGCCCACCAGCGCCUACACCUCAGCCGCCACCCACGAUUUCUUUAGACGCCAUAAUGGCAUUUCUGCGCCAACAAGACCCGACAAGGGACUGGACGACGGCGCUGACCAGUUUUGGCCAAACGGGAGGCGUAGGAACCGCAACAAGUGAAGUUCCGCCUGCGCCGGUCAGCCAUACAGUAGUACAUUCAGAGGAGGGAACUCCCUCGGCGACCGCGCCAUCGGAAACCUCGAUACCGAAUUCGGCGGAACUCGACGCCAUCGCUGCCCACUACGACUCUGGCCUUGAGGAGCAUGAGGAAAAAAUGACUCAAGAGGGGAGCGGCGGAACGGAGAAGACACCCGAAACGGAGCCGGUAUCUCAAGAAGUGGCAAGGGAGGACUUAGAUCUGAACGAGUCAGCCCAGAAGCGGACUCUUAUGACUGAUGAGGAGUUCGAUUCCAUUUUGAACCAAGUGAACCAAGCAGCACAAGCUACUACCUCGGAGGCUGAGGGUCUAGACCUCGCUUCGAAGGCAGUAGGCGUGAGUGAAGAGACAAGGGGAGUAAGUGAUCCAGAAAGCCCGGCAUACCAGCCGGAAGAAGAGAAGGGUAAUACGAUUACGGAAGCCAAGGAAACAGAAACAGAGGCAGCAGAACCAGAAGUAGAAGCACCUACCCCAAUGGCACCUCAGGUAGUAAAGCCGAUUCCCGUCAAGCGGAGACUGGUAGUGAAGGCGGAUUCCAAGGUAGACCGGCCCAAACCACAAAGGGUGUCACAACGAUGUUUGGGUAAGUGGGCAUCCAGCAGGGCGAAACCGAACACGGCGGCAGAUCCACUGGAGAUCGUGAGUGACGACGAACGGACAAUUCCCACAAAACCUGGGGAGGAGUCCUCACCUUUUGCCGACCCAGAGGAUGCCGAAAUGGUGGUCGAGGAACCCUCUCUGGUGCAAGUGGAUCAGGGUGUGGAAACUGAACGGAUGGCUGAGGGUCCGGACCUCGCAUCCAAGGCAGUUAGCCCCGAAAGACCGGAGAAGGACGACGCCAAGGUAGAGAGUAGCCCCACUACCCAGGAGGAAGUCCGAUACAAAGAGGAGAGGAAAUGA